ACGCGAUAUCCCGAUUACUUCGCCUACGAUUCAUCUGAGGAGACAGUGAUCUAUUCUGACGAAAGCGCUCAUGAUGGUGAAAACUUCCAGCAUGGCGUAAGCUUUGGAAGUUCAGCAAUUCUGCGAAGCAUUCCGUUUAACACUUAUGACUCUAAGAAUCACAUUCGACGACAGAGUCUCUUGGGUCGCUAUCGGCUCGACCCCAACACAGGGGCUCCCCUAAACCCAAUGGGACGAACCGGACUCCUGGGAAAGGGCCUCCUUCCUCGUUGGGGACCCAACCAUUCCGUUGUCAUCGUAGUGACUCGUUGGAGUCGAAAUCAAAAGUCAGGAACUCCUGUACUAAGAGGCAACAAGGGAGUACUACAAGUUGUCGCAUUGGAACGUCUCAAACGCUUCUGCUUGCCCUGGUUUUUCACUGAUCACGAGAGUCGGUGUGACUACGACGAGUGCGUUCCAGCCCUUCUGAAUGCGUACUUCAAACAACGCGCUCGUGCUGUCUGCUCGGAGAAACGAGCCGAACGGCUCUUGCGUCGUCUUGAUAAGACGGACACUACUCAGAUAUUCAAGGGGUACCUUGACGAUCAACUGAAUGCCGACGGCGGAUGGAUAGAAACCGUGGUGAUCAACUUCCAUGAAGGCGAAGGAAAGGGUGCUCAACUUACUGACGAUGUUCUAAAGUCACAACUAUAUUCUCAAGAGCGUCGCAGAGAUAAAGGGUGCGUUCUACUAGUAGAAGAAGCAGAUGGAGCAUUCAACCUCACCCUUCUCCCACAUCUCCUAUACACCGCCUCCAAGUGUUUACCUCGCGCUCGUGAUAUUAACAAAUCAACUGCUCUUCCUCCUCCCACUUAA
Molecule: messenger RNA, 855 nt
Organism: Rodentolepis nana
Lineage: Eukaryota; Metazoa; Platyhelminthes; Cestoda; Cyclophyllidea; Hymenolepididae
Source: the annotation of a GenBank genome assembly